Messenger RNA from Scheffersomyces coipomensis, 1906 nucleotides. RefSeq lists its product as uncharacterized. The coding region runs from base 211 to 1875 and encodes 554 amino acids. The record is from RefSeq and is a predicted model, not a curated record. The transcript has a single exon. Lineage: Eukaryota; Fungi; Ascomycota; Pichiomycetes; Serinales; Debaryomycetaceae.
GACCAGAUCUAACUAAGAUUUAAUAGUAUUGAUUUUAUUAGUAAUUACAUCAAGUUUAAGGUGGUUUAAAGAGUUAUACUGUGAUACAUGUUGCUUAUCGGUAUAUAGACGUUGCCAUUGAUCCAUAAACACGAUAUCAUUCUCCCCAAUUACAGCAUAAGAUAGCAUCAUAAACAUAACAACAACAGCAACAUACACGAUCUCCAUAGAAUGAUACUACCACGUCCUAUAUCCAUACGACAUGGGAUUAAUCGAAUUAAUCAUAGACUAAGACUUCAAUUAAUCAAUCAUACACGUGUUAAAUCCACCACUAUAAAUAUAACACCUGGUUCAACUCCAACGACCGUAGAACCAAUAGUGCCUGUUCAACAAGAGUUUAAAUCGAUAACUACGAGUUUAAGUUCUUAUGUGCAUCAAUUCCCAAAGGAAAUGGGGAUAAUUAAUAAGAUUGAUUUAUAUAAAGAUAUCAAAUCGAAAGAAUAUGCCAUUCAAACGAUUAAAAUUGGAGUUUUCUAUAAUGAUCAUAAUAAGAAGUCCAGAUCUAAAGUCAUAGAUACGUUAUUAGCUGAUCCCUUAGCGAAGAAUAAUCAGGAAUGGUAUGAUAAAGUUAAGGAAAGGAAAGUCGAUAAAGUUAACGUGUUUAAGUUUGAUGAUUCCAAAUUCGAAAUCAAGGAAGAUCCAAAUCAAGAUGUGUAUGUUUUACCAUCACCUGUUUUAAGUGCUGAACUUCGACAAUCAUUUAAUGUGGAGUCAGUUAAGAAUAAUAUUGAGAUCGUGGAGUAUCCAUCCAUUCCUCCUAAUGAUGAUGAAGUUCAUUAUUAUGUUCUAGUUACACCUGAUUUAUCCACCACUUUGAAUUUAUUCCCCCAUCAAGAUAAAUUAUUAAUCACCAUUGUGGAUAAUACUGAAUACACCCCAUCAUCAACUGAAUCCACCAAAGUGACAAUCUCCCCCGGUGAAAUAUCCUCACAUGUGGUUAAAAUCAAUUCACAAUUGUUAUAUGAUGGGAUUGAGAAUUUCUUAAUUUAUGAUACGAAGGGUGCAUCGACAUAUCUUGAUUCGAUCAAGCAUAGUAAUAUUUAUGAGUUAAUGAAAGUAUUGGAGAGGUUUAAUGAUUCGAAACAGUUAUUGAAUUGGAUCUUGAAUGAUAUAGUGAAAGAUAUUAAUCUGACAUUGGUGGAUCCGGAUGAACUUGUGAGAAUUAGAGAUGAGUCGGUACAAGAUGUCAAUAAAUUUGGAAGUUUUGUUCAUAAUGAAUUACAAAAUGAAUUUAAACCAAAUGUGGAGAGAUUAUUCAAAUCGAAAUUAAGCUGGUGGAAAUUGUAUUUGAAGAAUGAUAAUAUUGAAUACGAGAUCAAGGAUUUCUUCUUAAAGAGUUUCAUGACAAAAAGCAUUGAACAAUAUAACUACAUCCAUGGAAAAGUGGAUUCGAAAUAUAAUCAUACUAUCCAGACCGAACUCACUUCAAAUCCAUUACAAACAUUAAAGAAUGAUAUUAUCAAUGAAAGAAUCACCAAAGAAAUCCAACCCGUGGUGUAUAAAUCGAUCGUAUCAUCUUUAACCCUCCAACAAAUCCCCAUUUCAAUCAUUGGAUUCUUAAGUUAUUAUUAUUUUGAAUUCAGCGUCAAUUCAGCAGUCGCUAUUGUAUUAUUGGGAUUAAUCGUUGGAUUUAAUAAUGUUUCAAAGACAUGGGUUAAAUUCUCUAACAAUUGGUUGAAUGAAUUAUUUGAAGAGAUUCGAUUAUGUAUUAGUCAACAAUGUAUUGAGAAUGGAUUAUCGAAAAGAAUCAAUCAGAAUUUCAGUCAUGAAUUAAAUCAAUCUCAGAUUAAACGUGAUAUCUUACAAGAUAUAAUCAAUCUACAAAAUAAGAAAUAGAUAUAAUAGAAUCCGAAUAAAUAAAAGUAUA